UGGAGAAAAGUAAAAGCUAACUUUAUUCAGUUCACAUUGUCUUUUCACCACAAACACUGACAAAAAGACAAAAAUCUUUUUAGUCUUUGCAGAAUGCAUGUUUUGCUUCUUGUCACCGCUCUCAUGGCUUUGACCAACGCAGAUAGUGAAGAGCAGAAGUUUCGGGACUGGAAACAGAUGUUUGGUAAAAUCUAUAAGUCUGUAGAGGAGGAGUCUCAGCAUAAGAAUAAUUGGCUGAAAAAUCUCCAGCUGGUCCUGAACCACAACAAGCUGGCUGACAAUGGCAUUAAAAGCUACAGACUCGGCAUGAACUACUUUGCAGACAUGGACAACAAGGAGUACAAAGAUUCCAUGUUUAAGGGCUGGCUAUUCUUCAACAGGACCAAGAAACACAGUGCAACUACAUUCCUCCGACAGACAGGAGGAGCUGCUCUGGCAAAAACUGUGAACUGGAGGGACAAGGGCUAUGUGACUGAUGUUGAAGACCAGAAGGAGUGUGACUCUUGCUGGGCCUUUAGUGCGACAGGGGCACUAGAGGGUCAGACAUUCAAGAAGACUGGGAAACUGGUGUCACUCAGUAAGCAGCAGCUGAUAGACUGCUCUCUAAAAUUUGGGAACAAGGGCUGCAACGGUGGCUGGAUGGACUGGGCCUUUGAAUAUGUGAAAGAAAAUAAUGGACUAAACACACACGACUCCUACCACUAUGAGGCCAAGGAUGGGGCUUGCAGGUUUAAUCCAGCCACUGUUGGAGCCACCUGCACUGGCUAUGUAGAUAUAAAGAGUGAAGAUGAGAAUGCUUUGCAGGAAGCCGUGGCCACAAUUGGACCCAUUUCUGUCGCCAUAAAUGCAGGCCAGGAUUCUUUCAAGCUCUAUAAAUCAGGUGUCUAUGAUGAACAUGAGUGUAGCAGCCCUAACCUGAAUCAUGCUGUCCUAGUUGUUGGUUAUGGCACUGAUAAUGGAAAGGAUUACUGGCUGGUUAAGAACAGCUGGGGUCUUACAUGGGGUGAACAAGGCUAUAUCAAGAUGUCCAGGAACAAGGAUAACCAGUGUGGUAUUGCUACAGCAGCUAUCUAUCCUGUGGUUUCCAAUAAAACUCAACAUGUUCAGUGCGAGGCUUGCUCUACCCUCUUUGUACUGGGAUGCUUAUUGUUGGGUAUGUUUUACUCACCUGACCAGACCUGUAAUACAGCAGUAUAUAAACUCAGGAACAACGUGGCAGCUGUCCAUUCAAAGACACACACAAACAGCGUUUGCAGAAUGAGGGUUUUACUUGUCGUCAGCGCUCUCGUGGCUCUGUCCAGUGCAGCCAGUAUCUCUCUGGAGGACCUGGAGUUUCAUGCCUGGAAACUGAAGUUUGGUAAGAUCUAUAAGUCUGUAGAGGAGGAGUCUCAGCGUAAGAAUACAUGGCUGGAAAAUCGCAAGCUGGUCCUGGUACACAACAUGCUGGCUGACCAGGGCAUUAAGAGCUACAGACUCGGCAUGACCUACUUUGCGGACAUGAGUAACCAGGAGUACAGACAGUCUGCGUUUAAGGGCUGCCUGGGAUCCUUCAACAGGACCAAGAGACACAGUGCAGUUACAUUCCUCCGACAGGCAGGAGGAGCUACUUUGCCAAAAACUGUGGACUGGAGGGACAAGGGCUAUGUGACUGAUGUUAAAGACCAGAAGCAGUGUGGCUCUUGCUGGGCCUUUAGUGCGACAGGGGCACUGGAGGGUCAGACAUACAGGAAAACUGAAAAACUGGUGUCACUCAGCGAGCAGCAGCUGGUAGACUGCUCUGGAGCAUUUGGCAACCUGGGCUGUGGUGGUGGCUGGAUGGACUGGGCCUUCGAAUAUGUGAAAGAAAAUGGAGGACUGGACACAGAGGACUCCUACCCCUAUGAGGCCGAGGAUGGGGCUUGCAGAUAUAAUCCAGCCACUGUUGGAGCCACCUGCACUGGCUAUGUGGACAUACAGAGUGAAGAUGAGAACGCUUUGCAGGAAGCCGUGGCCACAAUCGGACCCAUCUCUGUCGCCAUAGAUGCAGGCCAUGAAUCCUUCCAGCUCUAUGAAUCAGGUGUCUAUGAUGAACCUGACUGUAGCAGCACUGACCUGGAUCAUGGUGUCCUGGCUGUUGGUUAUGGCUCUGAUGAUGGACAGGAUUACUGGUUGGUUAAGAACAGCUGGGGUCUUGAAUGGGGUCAUGACGGCUAUAUCAAGAUGUCAAGGAACAAGAAUAACCAGUGUGGCAUUGCCACAAAAGCCAGCUAUCCUCUGGUUUAAAGGUGGGAGAAAACCAACAUCUUCAUGACUAAUUCAAAAAGGAUGCCGCAGUCUAUACAAUAACUUCACGACUUGAUCAUCAACAGGAAUUUUUCCCAGGAAUCACAAACUUGAAUUUCUAUACACAGCACUUUCCUAAAACAAGUGUUUACACCUCAAACUAAUCUUAUUGUAAUUUUACGACAAUACAUCUUUUAUAUGGGAUUGUGGAAAAUAUGGGAUAAAUGCAAAAAAUAAAUGUGAAUUUAACAAAAAUAUUUUAUAUAUAUAAUAAUGUGGUUGUGAUGUGUGUUAUUAAUAAAAGAAAAUGAGAGAACCACUGAAAGGGAAUAGAUGCUUUGCUAAUAAAAUAUAGAGUUGCACUGGCAUAAAAUAUUUAGGCAUAAAAUACCAUCAUUUCCAAUUUUUAAUAGGAGUUCAGUGGGCAGUGAUGAACCUGUAAUCUGUGAUGUUGAAUUUUUUAAUAUUAUAUGAAAGAUAAUAGCAAACCGUCUGGCAUUGCUGCUAUAAAUAGUAUUAGCAAAACCAGGAAAAUGUUUCUGCAGCCAUACUAAUAUUCCAACAUAUACACUUAUUUUCAACAUAAAUAGUUCAAUAUUUUGGAUUUUGGAAAUACUAAACACUUUAAUAAAGGCUACGGGAGCUUUAUUA
Messenger RNA from Pangasianodon hypophthalmus (striped catfish), 2913 nucleotides. Its product is annotated as cysteine proteinase. The transcript is spliced from 16 exons. Lineage: Eukaryota; Metazoa; Chordata; Actinopteri; Siluriformes; Pangasiidae. The coding region runs from base 94 to 2262 and encodes 722 amino acids. Gene Ontology annotation, cellular component: lysosome. The record is from RefSeq and is a predicted model, not a curated record. Gene Ontology annotation, molecular function: cysteine-type endopeptidase activity. Gene Ontology annotation, biological process: immune response.